AGUUGGAUAUUGCCUAUAGAGAAGACACGUCGGUCAAUAAAAAAAAACGAGCAUACAUCUAGCCUACAUUAGAGUUUGGUAUAAACGAUGUCGAAAACGGUCAGCGAUGCAAUAAUUAAUGUGCUCGAUGGUUUAGGAGAGGCUGGUUUGAAGAGAUUCAGACGUAAACUCUGUGAUUGCAAGAGGGACCAGGGGCCAGUAAUUCGUUUUGGCAAGGUUGAGAAAGCGGACGCUGAUGACUUGGUUCUUAUUUUGAUCCGUACCUACACUGAAAACGGGGCUUUGGAUGUGGCUAUAGAGGUCUUGGAAGCAAUUGGUGACAAAGAAUCUGCAGAAGAAUUGAUGGAUUUUCAGAAGUCCCGCAAUAAAUCACCUGGUCCAUCUGUCCCUGGAGACCCAGGCCAACACUUUGUGGACUUGUAUCGGAAGGAUCUGAUCGAACGAGUGUCCCAGGUGGACCCCAUCCUGGAUAGUCUACUGCAGAGGAAAGUCAUCCAACAAAGUGCCUACAGUGAUGUGAGGUCUGAAAGAACCAGCCAGAAAAGGAUGAGAGAGCUCUAUGAAGGACCUGUGAAAGGAUUUGGUGUCAGUGGCAAAGAUAUAUUUUUAGAGAUUCUGACAGAGCACGAACCAUACCUUAUUAGUGACCUAAAGGGAGAAAAAUGAGGUGUAAAAACCCAUUCUCUUUUCUAUUGUUAAAUUGGACAGAAUCAUUGUAUCUAAAUUCUGCAAUUAAUGGCAAAUAAUUUUUAUAACCUUUAUUUUUCCUUUUUGCCAUAUAACUGUUGAGGAUUUGAAGCUGUUUUAGACUCACCAAUACUAAAACAAAGUGGUGCUGAUGA
Messenger RNA from Esox lucius (northern pike), 842 nucleotides. RefSeq names its product PYD and CARD domain containing (gene pycard). Gene Ontology annotation, biological process: inflammatory response; innate immune response; regulation of apoptotic process. The record is from RefSeq and is marked provisional. Lineage: Eukaryota; Metazoa; Chordata; Actinopteri; Esociformes; Esocidae.